AUGGAGCAGCCGCUGGUGGACGCGAUCACGCGGGCGGCGUUCGCGGCGCCGGCGCUGGGCCUGCCUCCCUUCUCGGCUGCGAGCAUGGACUGGAAGGAGACGCCGACGGCGCACGUGUUCAUGGCGGACCUCCCGGGGCUGCGCCGCGACGAGGUGGAGGUGGAGGUGGAGGAGGAGAAGGUGCUCAAGAUCAGCGGGCAGCGGCAGCGCGCCGCCGAGGAGAAGGGCGACCGCUGGCACCGCGUGGAGCGGAGCAACGAGCGGUUCGUGCGCACCGUGCGCCUGCCGCCCAACGCCAACACCGACAACGUGCAGGCGGCGCUCCAGGACGGCGUGCUCACCGUCACCGUGCCCAAGGACAACGAUCGCAAGGCCUACGGCAGGCUCAUCCCUAUCACCAAUUAA
This is a messenger RNA of Miscanthus lutarioriparius, 405 nucleotides long. The record is from the annotation of a GenBank genome assembly. Lineage: Eukaryota; Viridiplantae; Streptophyta; Magnoliopsida; Poales; Poaceae.